Nasonia vitripennis (jewel wasp) is the source of this 4739-nucleotide messenger RNA. Its product is annotated as xanthine dehydrogenase. Bases 400 to 4509 code for a protein of 1369 amino acids. Gene Ontology annotation, molecular function: xanthine dehydrogenase activity; 2 iron, 2 sulfur cluster binding; molybdenum ion binding. NCBI's taxonomy places the organism in Eukaryota, Metazoa, Arthropoda, Insecta, Hymenoptera, Pteromalidae. The transcript has 22 exons. The record is from RefSeq and is a predicted model, not a curated record.
AUAGUACAGCUUAGUUUUCUCGGGAGCAAGUGUAUGCGCGAUUUGUCUUGUUUAUCACUCGGCCGAGCGACGUUCGAUGCGGCUUCGCGCGGCUCAUUAAAGGAAGUAGGUUGAGAGCGAGCAUUCGUCAAAGUGAUUCGUCAGUCAAACGGGGCAACGUCACGAAGCCGAGCCGCGGUCCUGAAGUGCAUAUUUACACCGACUCUUUCGCGCUCGCGAAUUUCAGCAUCACUGUCUGAGAUCGAUUUCGAUUUUUUGUAAUUGCACUUUGUUCGCCUUGAACUUAUAUUGACGUCGAUUGAAAUUGUGCUCGCAACUUCAACGCCUGAAAAAUAUUAUUUGAGAAAAGAUAGUGUUUAUCCACUCUUAAUUCCUUCAAUGACUUAAAAGAAACCAAAGAUGGAUUCGAAAAAGUUGAAAAUGAACAGUGGGCGAGAGAGCGGAGACAGUGCUGAAGAAGAUUGCAGCGUUAAUGGAGAUUCCUACCAGCGCUACAAUAUCAGCAAUGUCCUCGUCUUUUACGUAAACGGCAAAGAGGUGGUAGACGACGAUAUUGAUCCCGCAUGGACGCUACUUUACUACCUUCGUAAUAAAUUGGGUUUGGUUGGUACGAAACUUGGCUGUGCCGAAGGAGGGUGUGGAGCAUGCACUGUGAUGAUUUCCAAGUACGAUCGAAAACUGGAAAAAAUUGUUCAUGUGGCAGCAAAUGCAUGUCUAACUCCUGUAUGUGCCAUGCACGGAAUGGCUGUAACUACUGUAGAAGGCAUCGGUAGUACCAGAACUAGGCUUCACCCAGUGCAAGAACGUAUAGCUAAAGCUCACGGCUCACAAUGUGGAUUCUGUACACCUGGUAUUGUCAUGUCUAUGUAUUCUUUAUUGAGAACUAAGCCAUUGCCAACGAUGGAAGAUAUGGAAGUUGCAUUCCAAGGUAACUUAUGCAGGUGCACAGGGUAUAGGCCUAUCAUCGAAGGUUUCAAGACUUUCACAGAAGCAUGGGAACAAUCUCAAAGGUUUGCAGAGAUGAAGAAAGACGAAAAGAAAGUUUGCGCGAUGGGAGACGCUUGUUGCAAAAAGGCAUUCACGUCUGAGCCAACUGAAAUUUUCAGUUCUAAAGAAUUUUUGCCAUACGAUCCCACGCAGGAACCAAUAUUCCCUCCUAAGUUGCAGCUUUCAGCAGAGUAUGACGAACAGUAUUUAAUUCUCAAGGGAACAGAAAUAACGUGGUACAGACCAACAUGCUUGCGAGACAUUUUAACGCUGAAGCAGCAGUAUCCAAAAGCAAAAAUAGUUGUAGGAAAUACCGAAAUUGGAGUGGAAGUAAAGUUCAAGCAUUUCGUUUAUCCCGUACUCAUUUUACCUAAUCAGGUCAAAGAAAUGCGGGAAAUCACUGAAUUAGAUGAUGCGAUAAAAAUUGGAGCCAGUACAACUUUAGUCGAAAUGGAGGAUGCCUUCAAAAACCAAAUGAAAAUAAAGCCCGAAUACAAGACUAGAAUAUUCAAAGGCGCAGUCGAGAUUUUACAUUGGUUUGCUGGAAAACAAAUUAGGAACGUUGCCGCCAUCGGAGGCAAUAUUAUGACCGGAAGUCCUAUAUCUGAUAUGAAUCCAGUAUUAAUGGCUGCAGGUAUAAAGUUGAACCUCUGCAGUCUUGAAAGAGGUUACAGAAGUGUUACAAUGGAUCACACAUUUUUCACUGGCUACAGGCGUAAUAUUGUCGCCCAGGAUGAGAUUUUAGUGUCUAUCGAAGUUCCAUUUACACUUCCAAAUCAAUAUUUUGUUGCAUACAAACAAGCAAAAAGGCGAGACGAUGACAUCGCAAUUGUAAAUUUAGCGCUCAAUGUUUUCUUCGAGCCUGGAACGAGUGUAAUUCAAAAGGCUUUCAUGGCAUUCGGUGGUAUGGCACCGACAACCGUUUUGGCGAAAAAAACCUGCGAAGCUAUAGUUGGAAGAAAAUGGAACUCAGAACUUGUGGAAUCUGUCACGAACUUGCUCAUUGAAGAGCUUCCGUUGUCUGGUGAUGCUCCAGGUGGAAUGAUUUUAUAUAGGAGAUCUCUAACCAUUAGUUUAUUCUUCAAGGGAUUUGUGUACAUAACAAAGCAGCUACGAGAAAAUGUGCCUGAUGUAGAACCAUUACCGAAAGAGCUCGAAUCAGCAGGUGAAGGUUUCCACUAUGUACCGCCAAAAAGCUCACAAUAUUACCAAGUCGUCCCGUCAGAAUUGAACUCAACAGAUCUAGUCGGUAAGCCAAUCGUCCACGUUAGUGCCAUGAAGCAGGCAGCUGGAGAAGCAGUCUACCUGGACGAUAUGCCAAAAAUCGUUGGAGAGCUUUACUUGGCAUUCGUGCUUUCGACUAGAGCAUACGCCAAAAUUUUGAAAAUCGAUCCAUCCCAAGCACUUAGUGUCAAGGGAGUCGUCGCGUAUUACGACGCGAAUGAUAUACCAGAUCACAACAGAUACGUCGGUCCAGUUUUACACGACGAAGAAGUGUUUGUCUCCAAAGAGGUAACGAGUCAAGGUCAGAUUAUUGGAGCAGUUGUAGCAAACGAUCAAUUAACUGCGCAGAAAGCGGCGAGAAUGGUAAAAGUGGAAUACGAGGAUCUCCAACCCGUUAUAAUAUCUAUUGAGGACGCAAUUAGAGAAAAAUCGUUUUUCGCGGGCAGCGGAAAAAGCAUAGUCCGCGGAGACGUGGACAAAGCUUUCGCGGAAUGCGACCACGUAAUCGAGGGCGAAGCGAGAAUGGGUGGUCAAGAGCACUUCUAUCUGGAGACACACUGCUCCUUUGCGAUUCCCAGGGAGGAAGACGAGAUAGAGAUUUUCUGCUCGACGCAGCAUCCCUCGGAAAUUCAAAAGCUCGUCGCUCACGCGCUUGGCGUUCAGAUCAACAGGAUUAACGUCCGUGUCAAGAGACUUGGCGGCGGAUUCGGUGGGAAGGAAUCUCGAGGACAACUUGUCGCUCUACCCGUAGCCUUCGCAGCUCACAGGUUGAGAAAACCGGUUAGGUGUAUGCUGGACAGGGACGAAGAUAUGAUGAUAACUGGCACGAGGCAUCCUUUUCUGUAUAAGUACAAAGUAGGAUUCAACAAUGACGGAUUACUUCAGGCUAUAGAAAUCCAUAUUUACAACAAUGCUGGGUAUUCCUUAGAUCUUUCUAUGUCUGUUCUGGAACGUGCCAUGUUCCACUUUGAAAACGCAUACAAAGUACCCAAUGCCAGAGUUUACGGCUACGCUUGCAAAACUAAUUUACCGUCUAAUACCGCUUUCCGAGGAUUUGGUGGACCCCAGGGUAUGUUUGCUGCUGAGCAGAUGAUUAGACAUGUAGCGGAUUACUUAGGCCGAGACGUUGUCGAGAUUUCCGAAAUGAAUCUGUACAAAGAAGGUGACACGACUCACUAUCAUCAGAAACUGGAGAACUGCACAUUGAAGAGAUGUUGGGACGAAUGCCUUGCUCUAUCAAACUACAAAGAACGCAUAGAAGACGUGAAGAAAUUCAAUAAGCAACAUAGGUAUAGAAAACGCGGAUUCGCCGUUGUACCAACGAAAUUUGGUAUUGCUUUCACAGCAUUAUUCUUAAAUCAAGGUGGAGCACUUGUGCACAUAUACACUGAUGGCUCUGUACUUCUUAGUCAUGGUGGUACUGAAAUGGGUCAAGGAUUGCACACAAAAAUGAUUCAGGUGGCUAGCCGAGUAUUGAAAGUAAAACCAGAAAAGAUACACAUUGCUGAAACAGCAACAGAUAAAGUUCCCAACACAUCAGCCACUGCAGCUAGUGCAGGAUCUGAUUUGAAUGGAAUGGCUGUUCUGAAUGCUUGCAAAGAAAUCAUGAGUAGAAUUCAGUACAUCAUUGAUGCAAAUCCUGAGGGUACCUGGGAAGACUGGAUAAAAACGGCCUACUUUGAUAGGGUCAGUCUCUCUGCUACUGGAUUUUACAGAACUCCUGGAAUAGGAUACAAUUUUGCAAACAAUACAGGAACGCCUUUCAAUUAUUACACAUAUGGUGCUUCAUGUGCUGAAGUUGAAAUUGACUGUCUUACUGGAGAUCAUCAAGUUCUGAGAUCAGAUAUUGUAAUGGAUCUUGGAGAAAGUUUGAAUCCAGCAAUAGAUAUUGGUCAAGUGGAAGGAGGGUUCAUUCAAGGCCAGGGUCUGUUUACAAUGGAAGAAAUGAUUUACUCUCCAACUGGUACUAUUUUCAGUCGAGGUCCAGGAGUUUAUAAAAUUCCUGGAUUUGCAGACAUACCUCUAGAAUUUAAUGUCUCAUUGCUUAAGGGUGCAACCAACCCCCGAGCAGUUUACUCAUCAAAGGCUGUGGGAGAACCACCACUAUUUUUAGCAUCUUCUAUAUUCUUUGCUAUCAAAGAAGCAAUCAAAGCAUCUCGUGAAGAGAUGGGUAUUCGUGGAUAUUUUAGACUCGAUUCUCCAGCAACUUCUGCUCGAAUUCGAAUGGCUUGUGUGGAUCCUUUGACGAAAAAGAUUGGAGAUGGAGAUGGAAAGAAAGCUUGGAAUGUAAUUCCAUAAAAAGUUGUGAUUACUUAUUAUUAAACUUAAAGAAUAGUUUUAUUAUUUAUUAGGAUAACAGAAAUUCAAGUAUAAAUAUGUAUCUAUAUGUUUUAUAAACGCCUUUAUAUUAUAUCAAGUAUUUGUUAUUAAUUUUCUAUGUAUAUAAAGUAUUUACAGUCUUUUUUAUAAAUAUAAAUUGUAAAUUUAUCUAUAUAUACUUUUAAUACACGACUAUGAACAUCACCUUA